GUCUCGAAACUCGAAUCUUAAGCAACCUAAAUUUUAUUUGCUGCGAACAACGAAAUUGCUAUAUAAUAUAUAUAAACUCACACACAAACUUACUAGUACUUAACUCAUAAAUAAACAAUGAGAUAUCAAUUAGCUGUUAUUGUACUGAUUUCAAUCAGUGCUGUCGGCUUUGCUGCUACCAUAACCAGCACUGCUGCCCAAAUUAUUGAACGAAAUCUAUUUGCUGCUGAUAUUUUCAAUGCCAUCGCCACAGAAAAGUUGAGCGAUAAUGUCGUCAUAUCACCCGCAGCCAUACAGAUCAGUAUGGCAUUGGCACACUAUGGGGCCAAGGGCAAGACCGCUACUGAAAUGCAAUCUGGCUUACGUUUAGGUUCCUCUGAUGCUGAUGUGGUUGUACGACGUUUCGGUGAAUUCCAGCAAACAUUUGGACGAGAGAAUAGUAUACGUUUGGCCACAAACUUUUAUAUCAACGAGAAUUUGGAAUUCAAAGGUAGUUUCAGAGAUAUCGCACAACGUAACUUUGAUGCCAAUGUGGAAAAAGCUGACUUCCAUCCACCCUACAAUAAGCGUACAGCCGAUCGCAUAAACAAAGCAAUGGAAACGAAAACUAAUGGCAAAAUACUUGACAUUAUCAAUGCUGAACAAUUGGAUGAUCGCACAGAGGGAGUCCUGGUUAAUGGUAUCAGUUAUAGUGCGCCUUGGCAAAAAGCAUUCAAGACUAGCAAAACUUCCAAACGUUCAUUCUGUGGUGGAAAUGGACUAUGUUAUCAAGUUGAUACCAUGUGGACAUUGAAUAAUUUCAAAUAUGGAGAAUUUAGUAAUUUGGAUGCUAAAGUUGUGGAAUUGCCAUAUCAAAACCCAGAUUUCUCAAUGAUUUUGCUGUUGCCGAAUAAACGGGAUGGAUUGCAAAAUUUAUUACGUGGUUUGGCUGGUAAGAAUUUGGUUUCGUUAAUCGAUGACGGUUUGAGCGUACAGAAGGUUGAAGUUAAUUUGCCAAAAUUCAGCGUACAUUUUGGUACUAACUUAGUGGAACCAUUCCAGAAAUUGGGUGUCAGAACUAUGUUCACACGCGAAGGUGAUUUUGGUAAUUUAUAUCGUAUGUUUGUUAGUCACUAUAUAAACAGUGCUAAUCAUAAAGCACACGUAGAAGUAACUGAGGAUGGUGUGGACCAACCUUUAGAAUCUGGAGGUUUGAAAAGUUUCUUCUCAAGCAACAAAAAAAUCAACGCAGAUCAUCCUUUCGUCUUCGCAAUUAAGCAUAAGGAAUCGAUUAUAUUUAUGGGACAAAUUGCUUCAUAUACUUAUGUCUAAUUGUUGACAAAAACGUGAUUAUUUACAUAAUGCAAAAUAAUCCUUAUUAUUUGCUUCUUACAAAAAAAAAUCUUAAUAAAAAUAAUAAAAUCGAUAUUAGAAACUAAUACGUUUAGUAAAUAUGUGUAGAGACAGAUUCGUUGAUCUGUAGUUUUUCUGUAAAUAAAUGAUGAAAUAA
Molecule: messenger RNA, 1489 nt
Organism: Teleopsis dalmanni
Lineage: Eukaryota; Metazoa; Arthropoda; Insecta; Diptera; Diopsidae
Product: serine protease inhibitor 42Dd
Exons: 4
Coding region: 118-1311 (397 amino acids)
Molecular function (GO): serine-type endopeptidase inhibitor activity
Source: RefSeq, a predicted model, not a curated record